Molecule: messenger RNA, 2139 nt
Organism: Chenopodium quinoa (quinoa)
Lineage: Eukaryota; Viridiplantae; Streptophyta; Magnoliopsida; Caryophyllales; Amaranthaceae
Product: protein FAR-RED IMPAIRED RESPONSE 1-like
Exons: 3
Coding region: 1-2139 (712 amino acids)
Biological process (GO): regulation of DNA-templated transcription
Molecular function (GO): zinc ion binding
Source: RefSeq, a predicted model, not a curated record
AUGUUAUAUGCUCGUGUUACUGCAGAAGGUUCUUGGGAGGUCCGAAAGGUUGAGUUGAAUCAUGUGCAUGAGGUGAACCCUGAUUUGUCUAAAUUAGUCAAAGAAUACCGUAUGAAGAAUUACACCGCUACAUUGAGGAGGAGGUGCCUUAACUAUUAUGAAGUAGGGGUUCCUGUUAAAAAGAUCCAUGGUUGCUUAGCUGUGGAUAAAGGCGGUGUUGAAAACAUGCCAAAUGUUAAGGACCUCCAACAUGAGGUGUACAAGGAGAGGAGGCUUAAAAUGCAAGGUGGAGAUGCUGCAGCCAUGAUGAGGUACUUUCAAUACAUGCAACGGGACAACCAAAAUUUUUAUCAUGCUAUUCGGUUAGAUGAAGAGGGUCGAUUGAAAGACGUUAUGUGGGUUGAUGCUCGUAGCCGUGUUGCUUAUGAGGAAUUGGGUGAUGCGGUUUGCUUUGAUGCAACGUACUUGACGAACGAGUAUGAGUUGCCGUUUGCUAAUUUUGUGGGGGUCAACCAUCACAGUCAAUCCAUCCUGCUUGGAUGUUCUCUUGUUUCUCAUGAAACCACAGAGACUUAUACAUGGGUGUUUGAGCAGUGGUUGUUGGCCAUGAACAAUAAACCACCCCGAGAAAUACUCACUGAUCAAGCACCUGCAAUGCGUAGAGCAUUGGCUAAAGUUAUGCCUGGUUCUAGGCACAGAUGUUACCAUGAUUUCAAAAAUCCCUUGAAGGCCGUCAUAUACGAGAGCUUUACGACGGAAGAGUUUGAAAGUAGUUGGUGUUCUUUAAUGAAAGAGUAUGACCUUGAGGGAAAUGAUUGGUUGGAGGGUUUGUAUGAUGAGAGGCACAUGUGGGUGCCAACCUUCAUGAAAGAUUAUUUUUGGGCAGGUAUGAAGACCACCCAACGGGUGGAAAGCAUCAAUAGUUUUUUCGAUGGAUUUGUUACAAGGAAAACCAAAUUAUUUGAGUUUCCGCAACAGUAUUGCAAAGCUAUGGAGAAGCGUGUCGAAGAUGAAACAACUGCAGAUGAAAAGGGGAUGAAGUAUGUGAGGAGGCUAGUUAGUGGUUUUUGGCUUGAAGAGUUAUUCCAAAAACUGUAUACCGAUGCAAAAUUUCAAGAAGUGCAACAGGAGUGCGCACACAUGUUGUACGUUGUUCAUCACUUUCAUCGACAAAUAGAUGAAACUAAUUGGGAGUAUGUGAUGGAGGAUAGGGUCUGGAUUGUUCCCGAGGGUUGUAGCGAGGAAAAACUAACGGAGAUGAGAAGGUUGUACUCUGUGACAUUUAAUUCUGCCACCAAAGAAGUAAAAUGUGACUGUUUCAAGUUUGAAACAUUUGGCAUCCUUUGCAAACACUGCAUUCGUGUACUUGAUCAAAAUUACGUCAAUGAUUUUCCUAAGAAGUACAUCAUUGAUCGGUGGAGGAAAGACUUGCCAAGGAAUCAUGUCCGGGUCAUAGUGCCAUAUCAUGACCCCACCAAAAGUAUUGAAGUGAAGAGGUUCAACUUGAUGUUGUCUGAGUAUGAGGCCUUGUUUGACGAUGCAGCUACGGCCGAUGAUGCAACACUUGAAAUUGUUAUGAACAAUUUAGCUAAGUUAAAAAGUGAUGUUAAGGAAAGCAGGGAGAAGUUUAGGAACAAACAAUUAAUUGACUGUUUGGAAUUACCUCCACCUUCUAAAAUUGGAUCCAACAGUCAACGGAAACAACAUGGUAGUACUCCUACAUCAGAUUUCGUGAUAGGGCAUCAGGCUGCUGGAUCAGAUUUCCCUUCGUUGAUGGGGGUAUGUUUUCAGUUCAACAACACCAAUAUUGUGAAGGAUCCAAAGUCUUUGAAGAGGCCAAGGGGUCGUCCUAAGGGAAGUAGGAACAAGUCGUUGGCAGAGGCAGGUUUCAAGUUGCCUAAAUGUAAAUCGGGUGCUACCAACAAAAAUGUUUCACGUGGACAUGAAGUUCCAAAUGUGCUUCCCAAGAAUCAAGUCAGAAACAAAAAAUGCGGUAAGAGGUGUAACGGAGGCAAGGCUGCUAGAGCCAGUAAUGGAAACAGAAAGCGCGCAACAAAUGAUGGUGAUACUGUCGUGAAAAGGAAACGAUAUAAACGUGUGCUUGAAGUGUCAUCUCCAACCCAUUCAUUUGAGUUCUGA